Brassica oleracea var. oleracea is the source of this 1326-nucleotide messenger RNA. Its product is annotated as probable WRKY transcription factor 28. Gene Ontology annotation, biological process: regulation of DNA-templated transcription. The transcript is spliced from 3 exons. Gene Ontology annotation, molecular function: sequence-specific DNA binding; DNA-binding transcription factor activity. NCBI's taxonomy places the organism in Eukaryota, Viridiplantae, Streptophyta, Magnoliopsida, Brassicales, Brassicaceae. The coding region runs from base 146 to 1084 and encodes 312 amino acids. The record is from RefSeq and is a predicted model, not a curated record.
AAGACCCAAUUAAAGUCCAAACACCAAUCUCGACCCCAUAGAAAAAAUAUCCAAUCCCCAAACCUAAAAAUCUUUUCUUCUCUCUUCUUCUUUAUCUUCUUUUCACUUUUUUUUUUUUGGUUUUCUCUCUUCAUUGUUCUUCGCCAUGUCUAAUGAAACCAAAGAUUUCUACAACUACCAAUUCCCUUCAUCCUUCUCUUUGUACGAAAUGAUGAAUCUCCCUACUUCAGCUCCGUCCUCUUAUGGAAACAACGGUUUCGAUCCAUCUUCCUACUCCUUCACUGAUUGCCUCCAGAGCUCUCCAGGAGCGUACGACUCUCUACUUCAGAAAACUUUUGGUCUUUCUCCCUCUUCUUCAGAGGUUUUCAACUCCUCGAUCGACCAAGAAUCAAAACGAGAUGUAACUAAUGACGUUACCGGCGAGACUCCAACUAGGGUUUCUGCACCUUCUUCUUCUAGCGAGGCUGAUCAUCCUGGUGAAGAUUCCGGUAAAAGUCAGAUCAGGAAAAGAGAGUUAGCUGAAGAUGGAGGUGAAGAAAAUCAAAACUCCAAAAAAGUAGGGAAAACGAAAAAGAACGAAGAGAAGAAACAAAGAGAGCCACGAGUCUCGUUUAUGACUAAAAGCGAAGUUGAUCAUCUAGAAGAUGGUUAUAGAUGGAGAAAAUACGGCCAAAAGGCCGUCAAAAACAGCCCUUACCCAAGGAGUUACUAUAGAUGCACGACACAAAAAUGUAACGUGAAGAAACGAGUGGAGAGAUCGUUCCAAGAUCCAACGGUUGUGAUUACAACGUACGAGGGUCAACACAACCAUCCCAUUCCGACUAAUCUUCGGGGAAGUUCCGCGGCGGCUGCUAUGUACUCUGACUUCAUGACUCCGAGAAGCUUUACACAUGAUAUGUUUCGGACGGCUGCUUAUACUAGCGGUGGCUCCGUGGAGGGGGCUUUGGAUUAUGGAUACGGACAGAGUGGUUAUGGUAGUGUGAAUGCAAACCCUAAUUCUUCUCAUCAAAACUAUCACCAAGGAGGUGAAUAUGAGCUUUUGAAGGAAAUUCUUCCUUCCAUUUUCUUCAAGCAAGAGCAUUGAUCGAUAAUAGCUAUAACUAUAUAUAUAUACACUUAUAUACUACUUACAUAUAUAUAUAAAUCGAGAGAGAGAAGUUCCAUUGUUCCAAUAUAUAUGUAACUUAAGAUCUAUUUUGUCUCUCUUGUUUGCAUGUACAUAGUUUUCAUGAGAGAAUGAGACAUAAAUUGGGCUUGUAAUAUAAUUGAUGAUGUUUAAUGGGUUAACAUUAGAUAUAUAUUUCUCUUUAUUACAGUAUUAUUUUU